This is a messenger RNA of Aspergillus melleus, 660 nucleotides long. RefSeq lists its product as uncharacterized. The transcript is spliced from 4 exons. The coding region runs from base 1 to 660 and encodes 219 amino acids. NCBI's taxonomy places the organism in Eukaryota, Fungi, Ascomycota, Eurotiomycetes, Eurotiales, Aspergillaceae. Gene Ontology annotation, biological process: reciprocal meiotic recombination. Gene Ontology annotation, molecular function: ubiquitin protein ligase activity. The record is from RefSeq and is a predicted model, not a curated record. Gene Ontology annotation, cellular component: synaptonemal complex.
AUGGAAUGUGCGGGGCGAGCCUUGCUCUUCUGGACUUAUCAGACCACGCAGGAGAUCUUUUACCAGGAAUUUCUCGCAAAGACGCUGACGGAGAAAUACGCGACGAUCAACACUCAGAUGGACAAAGUGAUCCAUAAUGCGAACACGGAGAUAUCAAGCCUACAGGCGCGACUCUCUGACAUGCAAACUGCCCAGGAACAGCUUCAGAAGAAAAACCAGGAGCUUGUCGACUUGUAUCGCGACAAAUGCAAGAAGUUCACCCAGAUUACGAACCUCUACAACUUGUUGAAAUCCCGAGCCAUGAGAUCGCAGAUGCAGACUGCUGCAUCCGAUACUGUAUCCUCCGCGCUCAACACCAUGGGAAGAUCACGGAAUGGUCCCCCAGUAACGGCACCCACAACUCUGCAAGCUACGUCCGUUCCUCCCCAGACCCCUGCGUUUCCGCAGAAUACCUUUCCCAUCAACCAAGAGGGUGUGGAACAGCUACACCGACACCAGCGCAGUGGUACUGGGAGCUCAAAGAAGACGGGGAGCGCUGUGGCCGCAAUGCCGCCGCCUGGGAGACCUCUAGGCAUUACAAGAAUUCCACCGGACGCGCUUAACGGGCCCGUCGCGUCCGUCGACCUCAACGUCACAUUUGCAGGAAAGGGUCCUAUUUGA